AUGCUGCUGGCUGUGCUGCUGCUGCUGUCCCUCCCAGACCCGCCGUCUGCCCACGGGUACCCGCUGUCCCUGCGCCUGCCCCCCAGCACCCUGCAAGCUCUGUCGGCCCAGGGGACAAAGGCAUUGCAGGCUGCCCAGAGGAGCGCCCGGCGCGCUGUAAACCUAGUGGCGAUGGAGAUCCAGCAUAGGCUGCGUGAGUGCCGAGGACCUGGGCGCACCAGGCCUCAAGCGCCCCUGCUCCAGGAUCCACCUGAGCCAGGACAGUGUGGCCAGAGGCGUGGGGACACGGUCAAUGUGACGCAGCCCCAGGGCCGCAUUGUGGGGGGCAGCGCUGCACCUCCUGGAGCCUGGCCCUGGCUGGUGAGGCUGUACCUCAACCGGCAGCCUCUGUGCGGUGGCGUUCUGGUGGCGGCGUCCUGGGUGCUCACAGCGGCGCACUGCUUCGCGAGCUGCCCUCCGCCCCGCAGCGCCCCGGACGAGCUUCUGCGGACAGUGACGCUGGCCGAGGGGCCCCGGGGGAGCAGGGAAGAAGUGCGAGUGAACCGCAUCUUGCCCCACCCUAAGUUUGACCCGCGGACCUUCCACAACGACCUUGCCCUGGUACAACUGUGGACGCCGGCGAGCCCGGCAGGGGCGGCGCGCCCCGUGUGUCUGGCCCAAGGACCCCGGGAGCCCCCCGCCGGCACCGCCUGCGCCAUUGCAGGCUGGGGGGCUCUCUUCGAAGACGGGCCUGAGGCUGAGGCGGUAAGGGAGGCCCCCGUGCCCUUGCUCAGCGCCGACACCUGCCGGAGGGCCCUGGGGCCCGGGCUGCACCCCAGCACCAAGCUGUGUGCCGGGUAUCUGGCCAGGGGCAUCGACUCGUGCCAGGGUGACUCUGGAGGCCCCCUCACCUGCUCUGAGCCUGACCCCCACCCCAGAGAGGUCCUGUAUGGAGUCGCCUCCUGGGGGGACAGAUGCGGGGAGCCCGGGAAGCCUGGGGUCUACACCCGUGUAGCCGUGUUCAAGGACUGGCUCGAGGAGCAGAUGAGUGCGCCCCCCUCCAGCCGCGAGCCCAGCUGCAGGGAACUUCUCGCCUGGGAACCUCCCGAGGAGCCACUAGCAGACGCCCUCCCGCCCUGCGCCUUCUACGCCCACCUGUGCCCGGGACCCGAGGGGGCCUGUGCGCCCCUGGCGCAUCAGCAGUGCGUGCAGCGCCGACGGCGAUGCGAGCUGCGUUCGCUGGCCCACACGCUGCUGAACCUGCUGCGGGGAGCCCAGGAGCUGUUCGGCCCGCGCCCGGGGAAGCGGCGCCUGGCCCCGGCCCUGGCUCGCCCCGCUCGGUCGCUCCAGGAGCUUCCUAGGCACCCUGCCCGAGAGCAGCGGCCGCACCCAGAGUUUCCGGCUCCAGGCGCCCUGUUGCCGAAGCGGAGGCCAGGGCAGCGCGGAGACGCGCACGGUUGUGCUGGCCUGGAACCCUUGCGGCAGAAGUUGGCCACCCUCUGGGACACCCAUACCUGGAUCCUGCAGGUCCCCACUGAGCGCCUGGCCAUGGACUUUCAGGAGGGCCUGGCCGAUCUGGGCUCCAAGACAGUAAUGGGGCUCUUCCCAGCCUGGGUCCGAGCAGGCUUGGGGGGCCAGCACGUGGUCUUUGGUGGCCUGGUGGGCCUGGAGCCGGCCACACUAGCUCGGAGCCUUCCCUGGCUGCUGGUGCAGGCCCUCCGGGCCCUCCGCUUGGCUGCUCAGGCCAAGGCAGAGCCCCAGGGGGCCCGGGCGGGUGCGGGGCAGAGCCGGGGGCUGGGGGGAAAGGACCACCACCCGCCUGGCCCUCAGGUUCGCCCACCCAGGCAGCCAUGA
This is a messenger RNA of Pteronotus mesoamericanus, 1833 nucleotides long. RefSeq names its product serine protease 56 (gene PRSS56). The record is from RefSeq and is a predicted model, not a curated record. Gene Ontology annotation, molecular function: serine-type endopeptidase activity. Lineage: Eukaryota; Metazoa; Chordata; Mammalia; Chiroptera; Mormoopidae. Gene Ontology annotation, biological process: proteolysis.